UGAAGCAAGAGGAUCAACAGGCAGCCUGGCAAGUUGUAGCUCUCUGUGCUACAAACUCAAGACUUUUGAAAAGUGUACAAAGAAUUGGGAAUAACUUUGGUUACUUUUCGAUCAAGACAACUCACUGUCAUGUGGAUAUACUUCAGCAGACUUCUGUUGUUGAUGCUCUAAACAUGGCAAGUCUCUCAGCACGGAGCCAAGGGAGACUCUCUGGAGAGGAUUAUCAGGAACAAGAACUAAAUAGACUUUCUGCCGUAUAGAGAAGAAAUCACCUGCAAAGAUGAACCCUGAAUCUCUGGACUCGUCCAUCCAGAGCGCCCUCUCGGCCCUCUUCCCUCCUUUCGAGGCCACAGCUCCCAUCGUCCUCUGCCAGCUGUUUCGCACCAUAGAGGAACGUUACUACGGUGAUGCUUUACAGUGUCUGCUGGACUUCCUCAUUCCCUCAAAACACCUGCUGGAGAGUGUUCAACAGGCAGCAUGUGCUGGAUACUCUGAUGUGGUUUUUCGCUGUGAGGGCUGGCCUCUGUGUCUCCAUGACAAAACCGUCAUCCAGUUAGCACCUGUGAACCCUCUGCUGCUGCGUCCUGGAGACUUCUAUCUGCAGGUUGAGCCUUUCGGGGAACAAGCUGCUCGCGUUGUCCUCAAAAGUCUUCUGGAGGAGGGCUGUCGAGAAGUGGAGGAGACCCCUGUUCCUGAGACUUCCUACCCCUGCAUCUUCACUGAGGAAUGGCUGCAGGAAAUCAAUGAAGGACGCCAAGGAACUCCUCUUUCCCGUUGCUUACUUUGCACGGAUCAAGGAGUGAUCAAGUUGCCCUGGGCUGAAAUCGCCAACCCAGAGUUUUUAGACAAGCCAAAAAUCUUGCCCACGUAUCGAGAAACUCCUCCUGAGCCAAAACAGAUCUCUGUUCCUUCCCAUUUCAACUCCUCCACCCUCCCGAUGGAAGCCAUGUUUUGUCCUGCCAAAGACAGGAUGACAGCUUCGUUCAAAACGGUGGACUGCUCUUCCAAACUCGUCAAAAUGGAUCAUGAAAGACGAACCCCAAAAUCCUGUUCCAGACCUUUAAUCAAACCUGUGGGUUGGGUUUCUCCUAAUACUUGGGACAAUCAUAAUUAUCGAGAGAUUGAAGGUGAUUAUGUGGAUCUGGUGGAUAUUGCCAAAGGGAAGAGGUUUGUGGAUAAACAGAGCCAUCCACAUCCACCCAAUUCAGUAUUGUUUAAACCUGUCAGACCACCACCACCUGUACCACUUAGGAAUAAUGUUCCCUGUGAAGGCACCCUUCAGUAUGCAGAGGAGCCUUGUACACCGUGCAGCCAGGGAAGGCUUGAGCCUGAGUCAGCUGACCAAGACUUGAAGUGUAGGUACAGAGAAUCUUACGUGGCAGCACUGAGAAACCCAGUCGCUUUUGAGAGGGGGAGUGUGGAGCUCCUGGCUGCCUUGGAGGAGGUCAGCCUUUGUGAAGAGACAGAGUUAGGAUCCAAAGGAGCAUUUGAAGCUCAAAGAGACAAACUUGGAAACUUUUGUAACCACUGUAAUAAACCUGUGAUGAGUAACAAGCGCUGCCAAUACAGACACUGCUGUGAACCAACACCAGAGGCCUUUGCAUCUCAACUCAAAGAUCUUCCUACCAGUUCUGAAUCGGAAGACGUCAUGAAGGAAUCCCCCAAGAUCUUGAAAUCAACACCUGGUUUGAGCCAUAGUCACAAAAUUCAGAUGAAACUUAUUUCCCAACAGACAGCACAUAAUGCUAGUGCGCACCCAGGGUCAGGCGGUGAUAAUAAAGCUCUUCAGAAAGUGGAGGUUGUGACGCCAUCGGGAAAUCAAAAAGUUAAGGUUAGGUCUCUGUCCACGGUGUCAGAGACUUCCAAAGGGAGUCCACUUCUCUAUAAAGUCAACAACAGAAGCCACAGUGAUAUCUGCCCUGACACAAUCACAAGCAUCAUGCAGAGUAAGAAAGGUGAACUGUUGGAUCAAGUGACUUUGAAGCUGGAAAGACUGAAGUCCUCUAAAAAAGACUGCCAAUCAAGUAAGAGUGAAAAUCCCUUCACUGCAGAUGGACCAGAAUCAAAACUCAAUUUCUCAAAGAUAGAAAGGCCAUCUCCUCAACAAGUUCAACUUCCGUCUGCAAGUUCUGACGCUCCUCAGCCUCCAAAGACUGAGGACUCGUGUUUCAGACGCAUCGGUGGUCUGUUUGGACUCGGCCUUAUUUGUUUACCAGGCAGUAGGGACCGAACAGGAAGAGCAGUGCUGGAGGUCCAUGGUGGCAACGUGGAGUGGACAUCCCCUCUUUCAACAGCCCAGAAUGUCUGUGAAUUACUGCUCUACUUACACGCCAUACCAAGGAAAGAAGUUCGAGAGGUAGGAAUGACUUUGGUCAUCAAUGCCAGGAAGAAACCUCCUUCACUUCAUUUUUACAAAGCUCUUUUGAUGGCCCAGGAGCAAGCUCUCCAUGCUGUCCACAGUAUCGUGCUACUGGUGGAUAAGGACACUUGUCCACGACCUGAAAAACAGCCAGGGUUACAGAUGGAAAUUGUGACUUCAAUGAAAGCCCUCAACAAGAUAGUUGAAGCUUCCCAGCUGACCUCUGACCUGGGAGGGACCUUUACGUACAGUCACUCCGACUGGCUGCAGUUUCAUCAG
Molecule: messenger RNA, 2638 nt
Organism: Notothenia coriiceps (black rockcod)
Lineage: Eukaryota; Metazoa; Chordata; Actinopteri; Perciformes; Nototheniidae
Exons: 8
Source: RefSeq, a predicted model, not a curated record